AUGUCAUAUGUUCGCUUAGAAUUUGAUUUAACUACUGGCGAAGAUAUUGAAAAAGCAUUAGGCAACUUAAGUGAUACAUCAACAGCUUAUUUGAAACCCAAUUGUAAUCAAAGAAAUCAAAGCGAAGAAGCACAUCUUGAUGAUGAAUUAAAUGAGGAAUUUCCAAUAAUAGACAUAGAUAA
Molecule: messenger RNA, 182 nt
Organism: Racocetra fulgida
Lineage: Eukaryota; Fungi; Glomeromycota; Glomeromycetes; Diversisporales; Gigasporaceae
Source: the annotation of a GenBank genome assembly